Canis lupus familiaris (dog) is the source of this 804-nucleotide messenger RNA. It is a transcript of the gene MSX2, whose product is annotated as msh homeobox 2. The record is from RefSeq and is marked provisional. The transcript is spliced from 2 exons. Gene Ontology annotation, molecular function: RNA polymerase II transcription regulatory region sequence-specific DNA binding; DNA-binding transcription factor activity, RNA polymerase II-specific. The coding region runs from base 1 to 804 and encodes 267 amino acids. Gene Ontology annotation, biological process: regulation of transcription by RNA polymerase II; embryonic morphogenesis. NCBI's taxonomy places the organism in Eukaryota, Metazoa, Chordata, Mammalia, Carnivora, Canidae. Gene Ontology annotation, cellular component: nucleus.
AUGGCUUCUCCGUCCAAAGGCAGUGACCUGUUCUCGUCCGAUGAGGAGGGCCCGGCGGCGCUGGCCGGGCCGGGCCCGGGGCCUGGGGGCGCGGAGGGGGCGGCCGAGGAGCGCCGCGUCAAGGUCUCCAGCCUGCCCUUCAGCGUCGAGGCGCUCAUGUCGGACAAGAAGCCGCCCAAGGGGGCGUCCCCGCGGCCGGCAGACAGCGCCUCUGCCGGGGCCGCCCUGCGGCCGCUGCUGCUGCCGGGACACGGCGCCCGGGAAGCCCCCAGCCCCGGGCCGCCGGGGAAGCCCUUCGAGGCCGCCUCGGUCAAGUCGGAGAGCGCCGAGGACGGAGCCGCGUGGAUGCAGGAGCCCGGCAGAUACUCGCCGCCGCCAAGACAUAUGAGCCCCACCACCUGCACCCUGCGGAAGCACAAGACCAAUCGGAAGCCGAGAACGCCCUUCACCACGUCGCAGCUCCUCGCCCUGGAGCGCAAGUUCCGCCAGAAACAAUACCUCUCCAUUGCAGAGCGCGCGGAGUUCUCCAGCUCUCUGAACCUCACAGAGACCCAGGUUAAAAUCUGGUUCCAAAACCGAAGGGCCAAGGCGAAAAGACUGCAGGAGGCAGAACUAGAAAAGCUGAAGAUGGCUGCAAAACCUAUGCUGCCCUCUGGCUUCAGCCUUCCUUUCCCCAUCAACUCGCCUCUGCAAGCAGCAUCCAUAUACGGAGCGUCCUACCCUUUCCAUAGACCUGUGCUCCCCAUCCCGCCCGUCGGACUCUAUGCGACCCCAGUCGGAUAUGGCAUGUACCAUCUAUCCUAA